AUGAAUAUCUGGGAAUUAUCGAAGAAAAAAUUGGCGGAAAACAAAGUGAAAGCCGCUGAACUUGAUGCUAAAUUGGAAAAUGAAAAUGCCGCUGAAAAUUAUUGUGAGUUAGUUGUCUAUUUUUAUCUCAAAAAGUUUGUUUUUGAAGUAUACGAAGUUCGUCGACGUCACAAUGGUCAUGUUAUAAUUGCCGGGAAUCGAAAAUCUGGGAAAUCUUCGUUUCAGGCUAAUUUUCUGGAAAAACGUGAGGAACUGAAAGAAUCUGUGGGAUUGGAAUUCUCUUUUGGAAGAAGAACGAGAGGAAAUGUGAGAUUUACUAAGGGAAUACAUGGUUGAAAGAUAUUUCUAAUUGCACGAUGGAUUUUAAAUUUUUCAGGUGAAAGAUAUUGCAAAUUUAUGGGAACUUGGAGGAGGGCAUUCAGUUGUUCAAUUACUUUCCGUACCAAUUAGUUCAGCAAAUGUUGAGUAAGUCCUGAUCAAAAUACCUAUUUCUCAAAGUCAACUUCAAAAUUUUCUAGAGUUUGUUCAAUGUUCAUUUUACUCGAUAUGACAAAACUUGAAGAAAUGUGGACAACACUUGAGACAGUUGUAGAAGCUGCUCGAAAAAUUGUUGAAAAUCUUGCAAAAUUUGAUGCGGGGCUUGAAACUCGACUAGGCGAGAAAAUCAAGAUACGUUUGGAAAAAGUUGAAGAAGGCGAUCGGAAAAUAUGUCAACCUUGUCCGAUUCCAUUAACAAUUGUGGCUUCAAAAUAUGACGAGUUUCAGAAUUUUGAAUCGGAAAAACGGCGGAAUUUGUCGAGCUAUUUGAGAUUUUUAGCGCAUUAUUAUGGUGCACAUUUGAUGGUGAGUGGAAGAACUUUGAAAUUGGAAUACUACUUUCAAUACAUUUAAUAUUUCAAAAUAUCCCCUCAGUUGGACUUUUUUCAACCGAUUAAAAAUUACCACAAAAAACAUCACCACAGAUUGAAAAAGAGUAUAUUUGUUUCAAUGAUUUUUCAACAGAUGUACUCGUCAAAAAUGGAACAAUUCGCAAAACUGGUCAAAAAUAUGACAUCACACUUCGCGUUUGGCACGAUAUUUCCGCAGGGUACAGUGAAAGACCAUAAUGCGCCCAUAUUUUUUCGAUGUGGAAAUGAUAGUUUUGAGGUUGGAGUUGGAAUUUGGGAUGGAUUUUUAGAUUUGAGAAGGGGUGUGAGGAAGUAGAUAAUUUUUCUUCGAACAAAUUAUGACAUGGCUGAAGCACAAAUUCGCUUAUACUUUAGAAUACUGUAGCUUUCGAAAGAAGUUAUUUUAAUAAAUAUCUUAUUGAAGAAGAAAAUAAGAAAAUAAGAAAUUCAGAUAUUCACUCAGUUCCUGAUUAGAUUAGGUUCAACGGAAAUCGAUUCUAGACUCCAAUCUCCCAAUCAACAGUUCUGAAAAACCACCAUUUUCAGAUGUAUCCUAUCUCUUCUUCUUUCAGGAUAUUGGUCUUCCUCCAGCCGCCGACAAUUUUAUGAGACAUUCUUCGCCGUUUGAAAUGUGGAAAGAUUCAUUCAACUCUCUCUACCCUCAAAAAAUCUGA
Caenorhabditis angaria is the source of this 1561-nucleotide messenger RNA. Lineage: Eukaryota; Metazoa; Nematoda; Chromadorea; Rhabditida; Rhabditidae. The record is from the annotation of a GenBank genome assembly.